This is a messenger RNA of Oncorhynchus gorbuscha (pink salmon), 4575 nucleotides long. It is a transcript of the gene trappc9, whose product is annotated as trafficking protein particle complex subunit 9. Lineage: Eukaryota; Metazoa; Chordata; Actinopteri; Salmoniformes; Salmonidae. Gene Ontology annotation, cellular component: trans-Golgi network. The record is from RefSeq and is a predicted model, not a curated record. The transcript has 25 exons. The coding region runs from base 161 to 3625 and encodes 1154 amino acids.
AGUGGACAUAGGAGGGCAGUGAUGCACGCUAUUCAUAGUAUUUGUCAAUGUAACUGAUAGAGAAGAAGAGUUCAUUCGGGAAGCUGUCUAUUUUUACGAACGAGAAUUGGACUGUCAAACGUUUCUGUCACAAUAUAUAUCAAGAGCCCAUGAGAAGGAGAUGAGUGUCCCAGACUACAUGCAGUGUGCUGAGGACCAUCAGACGGUCCUGGUGGUGGUCCAACCUGUGGGCAUCGUCCCUGAGGACCAGUUCUUCAGGAUCUACAAACGCAUUGCCUCUGUGGCCCAGGUGUCCAUCCGGGACUCCCAGCGGAACCUCUACAUCCGUUACCGCCACCACUACCUCCCGGAGAACAACGAGUGGGGAGACUUCCAGACACACCGCAAGGUGGUGGGACUCAUCUCUGUGACGACCUGUGGUUCGGCUAAAGAGUGGCCCCAGACGUUGGACCGUUUCCACAGUCAGAAGGAGGUGUUCGGAGCCACACUGUACGACUCCCGGCUCCUGGUGUUCGGGCUGCAGGGGGAGAUAGCAGAGCAGCAGAGGACGGAUGUGGCCUUCUACUCUAGCUAUGAGGACUGUCCCAAUGUGGAGAAAAGGGUGGAGGACUUUGUGGAGUCUAUCUUCAUUGUGCUGGAGUCCAAGAGGCUGGAUAGAGCCACAGACAAGUCUGGGGAUAAGAUACCACUGCUCUGUGUUCCCUUUGAGAAGAAAGACUUUGUGGGGCUGGACACUGAUAGCAGGCACUAUAAGAAGCGUUGCCAGGGCCGUAUGAGGAAGCACGUUGGGGACCUGUGUUUGCAGGCAGGCAUGUUGCAGGAUGCCCUGGUCCACUAUCACAUGGCUGUGGAGCUGCUCCGCUCUGUCAAUGACUUCCUGUGGCUGGGGGCUGCGUUAGAGGGCCUGUGUUCAGCCUCUGUUAUCUUCCACUACCCUGGAGGAACAGCAGGGAAGGCUUCUGGACGCAAACCCAGCCUGGCACAGGGCCAGGGACAGGCAGCCGACGCAGGGAAGAGACACCGGCCAGGGGCACAGGAGGUACUCAUUGACCCAGGUGCCCUCACAGCCAAUGGGAUCAGUGCAGACACCAGCAGUGAGAUCGGUCGGGCCAAGAACUGCCUGGGCCCUGAGGACAUCAUAGAGAAAUACAAGGAGGCCAUCUCCUACUAUGGCAAGUAUAAGAAUGCAGGCGUGAUAGAGCUGGAGGCGUGUGUGAAGGCAGUCAGGGUGCUAGCCAUUCAGAAGAGGGCCAUGGAGGCCUCAGAGUUCCUCCAGAAUGCUGUCUACAUCAACCUGGGACAGCUGUCAGAGGAAGAGAAGAUCCAGCGUUACAGCAUCCUCUCUGAGCUCUACCACCUGAUUGGUUUCCACCGUAAAUCAGCCUUCUUCAAGCGGGUAGCAGCCAUGCAGUGUGUGGCCCCCACCAUCCCAGAGCCUGGCUGGAGGGCCUGCUACAAGCUGCUGCUGGAGACCCUGCCUGGAUACAGCCUCUCCCUUGACCCCAAAGACUUCAGCAAAGGUUCCCACCGUGGCUGGGCGGCGGUACAGAUGCGUCUGCUCCAUGAGCUGGUGUACGCAUCCCGUCGUAUGGGAAACCCCGGCCUGUCUGUCCGCCACCUCUCCUUUCUGCUCCAGACCAUGCUGGACUUCCUCUCAGACCAAGAGAAGAAGGAGGUGACUCAGAGUCUGGAGAACUACACAUCUAAAUGUCCAGGGGGAAUGGAGGUUCUCACCCUGCCUGAUGGCCUCAAACUGCCCCCUGUAGCCUUCACCAAGCUACCCAUCAUCAGAUCAGUAAAGCUGCUGGAUCUGCCCGUCAGCCUGCGCCCCCACAAACAGAAAGGCCUCCUGGAAAACAACAUGUCCACCAAGAGUCCCUUCAUCUACUCUCCCAUCAUCAUGCACACCAGAGGAGAGGAGCGCAAUAAGAAGAUAGAGUUCCAGUGGGUCCAGGGAGAAGUGUGUGAGGUCCAGCUGAUGGUCUACAACCCCAUGCCCUUUGAACUCCGUGUGGAGCACAUGGGUUUGCUGACAUCGGGUGUUGAGUUUGAGGCCCUGCCUGCUGCCCUGUCCCUGCCUGCUGAGUCUGGGCUCUACCCAGUCACCCUGGUGGGGGUCCCGCGCACCGCAGGCAACAUCACCGUCAACGGCUACCACACGUCAGUGUUUGGUGUGACCAGUGACUGUCUCCUGGAGGGUCUACCCAGUGUGUUGACCAGUGGCUGUGUGGUGGAGGUCAUUCCAUCAUUACCCCGUCUCCAGCUCAGCACCUCUCUACCACGGUCGGCCCAUCCCCUCCAGCCCUCUAAAGAGGAGUUGUCCAGCAGUGUGUCUGUCCAGCUGUUUAACGGAGAGACCCAGCAUCUGACCAUCACUCUGGAAAACAUUGGCUCUGAAGACCUGGAGACGCUGGAGGUCGCCUCCAAGACCUGUAAUACUAAAGAGAAGUUGUUUGGAGAGUUCCUGAGCUGGGACCUAGACGAGGCUGUGUCUCAGCUGCCUCUGAAGCCAGGCCAGUCUGUCACCCUCACCGUCAACAUCAAAGUCAGACUGGACUUCUCUGGAGGAGAGAACCUGCUACAGGACCUCAACGAUGAUGGCAUCAGUAUGACAGGCCUUCCCAUCUCCAGCCCCCUGAGACAAGUCCUCAAACCCCGGGCUGAGACCAAGCCCCUGGGCAGCGAGUCCAGCAAGACAGACUACAACCACGUCAAGACGUUGGAAGCUGUGAUGACGUUUAAGUACUCGGGGGGAGCAGGCAAGGUGGAGGGCUACUAUCGGGACCUGACCCUGGGAGUGCAUGUUGACAUAGAACCCUCUGUGUUCUUCACCAGAGUCAGCACACUACCAGCCACCAGAACCCGUCAGUGCCACCUGCUGCUGGAUGUAUUCAAUUCAACAGAACAUGAGCUGACGGUCAGCGCCAACAACAACCAGGACCUAGUGCUGCACGCCUCAGAGUGUCAGAGGAUGGCGAUCCAGGUGGAUAAGUUUGACUUUGACACUUUGCCCCAGCCAGACCAGGAGGCCUUGCGCUACACCAACCCCAAACUACUGGAGGAGGAGAGGCUUCACGCCCAGGCCUCUAUGAUCAACAGUACCCUGGGCAUCACCUGGAACAUCCCGUCUGUCCGUCGCCAGGGAGAGGCCAGUGUGGAGGGAGUCCUCAACCAGUUGGUCCUCGAGCACCUGCAGCUGGCACCUCUACAGUGGGACGUGGUGGUGAACGGGAAACCGUGUGACUGUGACAUCAUCGCCGACUGUAGGGUGGGCGACGCCGUGCCAUUGGAGGUGAAACUGACCAAUCGUAGUAAGAACGCGGUCGGACCGUUCGCCCUGACCGUGGUUCCCUUCCAGGACUACCAGAACGGAGUUCAGAACUAUGACUUGCAGGACGCAGUCACCUUCAUAGGAUCUAACACCUUCUACAUAGACACGGUGAAGCCCACAGAGAACUCUGUGUGUAUGGGCGCCCUCCUGUUCCUCUACACUGGAGACUUCUACCUCAACAUCAAGUUCCAGGAUGACAGUGCUGGCCAGGGAAAGGAGCUGCCCCCAUCCUGGUUCGGCCUGCCCAGCGUGCACAUCAAAGCCCUGGAGGCACCCAUAGAGGCUGGGGCAUAGAGCCUGGCACUCUAUCCCUGAAUAUCAAACGUCCUUUUCUCGAUCCUCCUAGUCUCUAAACAUCAGACGUAAACGAGGAGAGACAGGUUCACCCACUUACUGCACACACCGCUGAAGGCAUGGAUGGAUGGAGCAUUCGAGGAGAGGACAUUGGACUAAAUAUUCUAGCGGUUAGCUGAUGUCACUCAAUCAUUUGUAAAUAGCUGCUAUAACUCUGAGGUAUUUGUGUGUACUCUCUGUUAAAGCAUGUAGGAUACAGUAGAUCUUACUGGAAAUUUUGGAAAUCACCUUCAAAAUCACGUGAUGAAUUUCAUCACCAUAAUCAUUGAAAAGUGUCGGUCGUGGACUUUUUGUAUUGUUCGUGUGAAAAGGUCACCUCUUUCCUGCUUUUCACUCAGCUUCCCAUUGAUGCAUGGCACUGUACCGUCCUGAUGCGCUCCAAAUGGGAGAAGUGUGUCCGGUCAAGUUCUGUGUUGUGUGUCCAACCCUUCUCUCACAACAAUCUGUCUGAGCGGCACCGUAGAGAUACUCUCAUGUAAACAUGGUUACCAAGCAGAAUCCUCCUGGUUAUAUGAUCCUAUUUCUAUCUCUAUGGAAAUACGGUCAUAUAUUCUGAGCUUUUAUUCCACCACAUGAUCACAUCUAUUGCUUUGUGCUACUGCCAUUAGCUUGAUCUCUCUCUCUCUCGCUCUCCCUCUCUCUCGCGCUCUCUCGCUCGCUCUCUCUCUCUCGCUCGCGCUCUCUCUCUCGCUCUCUCGCUCUCGCUCGCUCUCUCUCUCGCUCUCUCGCUCUCGCUCGCUCUCUCGCUCGCUCUCUCUCUCGCUCUCUCGCUCCGUAAACAUGGAUUUUUACUACUGAACUUGUAUAUUUGGGCCUCUGUAUCAUGGUCUAUCAAUAAAAUCCUACAAUGCAUGUUCACAAUAAAUGUUGAGUUUAGCCAACUCCUGAAA